CCGGCCCCCGCCCCGGCCCCGACCCGAGCCGCCCGCGCCCAGGUAGCGCCGCCCCGUCCCGAGGCCGGGCCCGGGGGCGCGGGGCGGCGGGGUGCGGCGCCCGGGGCGGCGAUGACCGCGCAGCGCGCCCCGCGGGCCCGGCCCUGAGCCCCGCCGCCCGCGAGCUCCGCCGAGGUCCGCACUGGCCGACAUGACGCCGAGCCCCGCGUUGGUGCUGCUGCUGCCGCUGCUGCUGCUGCUGGGGGCCCUCCCGCCGGCCACCGCCGCCCGAGGCCCCCCGAGGAUGGCGGACAAGGUAGUCCCGCGGCAGGUGGCCCGGCUGGGCCGCACUGUGCGGCUGCAGUGCCCUGUGGAGGGGGACCCGCCGCCACUGACCAUGUGGACCAAGGACGGCCGGACGAUCCAUGGCGGCUGGAGCCGCUUCCGCGUGCUGCCCCAGGGGCUGAAGGUGAAGGAGGUGGAGCGGGGGGACGCUGGCGCCUACGUGUGCAAGGCUACGAACGGCUUCGGCAGCCUGAGCGUCAACUACACCCUCAUCGUGAUGGAUGACACCAGUCCAGGAAGGGAGAGCCCGGGGCACGACGGCUCUUCCGGGGGCCAGGAAGACCCAGCCAGCAAGCAGUGGGCCCGGCCCCGCUUCACGCAGCCCUCCAAGAUGAGGCGCCGGGUGAUUGCGCGGCCCGUGGGCAGCUCCGUGCGGCUCAAGUGCGUGGCCAGUGGGCACCCACGGCCCGACAUCAUGUGGAUGAAGGAUGACCAGGCCUUGACGCGCCCGGAGGCUGGUGAGCACAGGAAGAAGAAGUGGACCCUGAGCCUGAAGAACCUGCGCCCCGAGGACAGCGGCAAGUACACGUGCCGCGUGUCGAACCGCGCGGGCGCCAUCAACGCCACCUACAAGGUGGACGUGAUCCAGCGGACGCGCUCCAAGCCCGUCCUCACGGGCACGCACCCCGUGAACACGACGGUGGACUUCGGAGGCACGACAUCCUUCCAGUGCAAAGUGCGCAGCGACGUGAAGCCGGUGAUCCAGUGGCUGAAGCGCGUGGAGUAUGGCGCCGAGGGCCGCUACAACUCCACCAUCGACGUGGGCGGCCAGAAGUUCGUGGUGCUGCCCACGGGUGACGUGUGGUCGCGGCCCGACGGCUCCUACCUCAACAAGCUGCUCAUCACACGCGCGCGCCAGGACGACGCGGGCAUGUACAUCUGCCUGGGCGCCAACACCAUGGGCUACAGCUUUCGCAGCGCCUUCCUGACCGUGCUGCCCGACCCCAAGCCGCCAGGGCCGCCCGUGGGCCCCUCGUCCUCGACCACCAGCCUGCCGUGGCCCGUGGUCAUCGGCAUCCCAGCCGGCGCCGUGUUCAUCCUGGGCACCGUGCUCCUGUGGCUCUGCCAGGCCAAGAAGAAGCCAUGCGCCCCCACGCCCGCCCCUCCGGUGCCUGCACAUCGCCCGCCCGCGACGGCCCGCGACCGCGGCGGGGACAAGGACCUGCCGGCGCCCCCCACCCUCGGUGCCGGCCCCGGUGUGGGGCUGUGUGAGGAACUCGGGCCCCCGGCGGCCCCCCAGCACCUGCUGGGCCCGGGCUCAGCCCCCGGCCCCAAGCUUUACCCCAAACUCUACACGGACACGCACACGCACACGCACUCACACACGCACUCGCACGUGGAGGGCAAGGUCCACCAGCAUCAACAUAUCCACUACCAGUGCUAGGGUGCCUCAGGGUGGGCUUGUGGGGGCCCGUCCAGCCGGGCAGGCUUGGGGCAGGGGCCACAGAGGAGGAUGGACUGCGGUGAGAGGCGCCCCACGUGAGACACACACACACCUGGACGCACACACAUGCAUGACAUACCUCGGGACACACACACACAACUACACACACACACACACACACACACACACACACACACUCAGACUAAGAAGCCUUCAGGAAGGUCUGUAUUGUAACUCUGCAGUGCGCAUGUAGCGAUGGGCUAGCUCAUGAAGGAAUCCCUUGGCCCCGUGAUAAGGAUUUCAUGGGGGCCAUGGUCACCCCCCCCACCCUGGCCUGGCAGGAGAUCUGAGAGGCACCCUGGCUUUGCAAACCAAAAACUCCGACCCCCUUCCCUAUGCCUGCCCGCCUGUGUCCCUGCCCAGGCUAUUUUUGCCACCACCUGUCCUGGGUGUCCAGGAGUCCACCAGUGCCCUGGGCAGGGGGGUCGGGCGGAGCAGUCCUAGGCCCCGUCCUGAGAGGCCGGAGCUGGCUGGGGGUGCCUCCCGUCCCACUGCCAGAGAGAAGGGGCCCUUGAUAUUUAUAUUUAAGAAAUUAAGAUAAUAAUAUUAAUGAUGAAAGGAGGGCUGGGCCACAGAGACUCGGCCUCUCCUGAGGCCCAGGACCCACUUGGCCUUUUGGCCACGCUGGAUGUCCACCUCGGGACCGGGCAUCCAUCACCCCACUACCCGUGGCGGCCCCAGGCCUCUGUAAUUUUAUAUAGAGUUUGAGCUGAAGCUUCGUAUAUUUAAUUUAUUUUGUUAAACAAGAAAAUGUGCAUCCUUUCCUCUAA
Molecule: messenger RNA, 2538 nt
Organism: Balaenoptera acutorostrata (minke whale)
Lineage: Eukaryota; Metazoa; Chordata; Mammalia; Artiodactyla; Balaenopteridae
Gene: FGFRL1
Product: fibroblast growth factor receptor like 1
Exons: 7
Coding region: 191-1708 (505 amino acids)
Cellular component (GO): plasma membrane
Molecular function (GO): fibroblast growth factor binding; fibroblast growth factor receptor activity
Source: RefSeq, a predicted model, not a curated record